Clavispora lusitaniae ATCC 42720 is the source of this 747-nucleotide messenger RNA. RefSeq names its product proteasome core particle subunit alpha 3 (gene PRE9). NCBI's taxonomy places the organism in Eukaryota, Fungi, Ascomycota, Pichiomycetes, Serinales, Metschnikowiaceae. Gene Ontology annotation, cellular component: cytosol; nucleus; proteasome core complex, alpha-subunit complex. Gene Ontology annotation, biological process: ubiquitin-dependent protein catabolic process; proteasomal protein catabolic process. The record is from RefSeq and is a predicted model, not a curated record.
AUGUCUAGAAGAUACGACUCCAGAACCACAAUUUUCUCGCCCGAGGGCCGGCUCUACCAGGUUGAAUAUGCACAGGAGGCUAUAUCGAAUGCUGGAACUGCCAUUGGAAUCUUGUCAGCUGAGGGCGUUGUUUUGGCGUGUGAAACAAAAGUUAUAUCCAAGUUGCUUGACAACGACGGCUCGGCAGAGAAAUUGUAUGUGAUAAACGACCAGAUGAUGUGUGCCGUUGCCGGAAUGACCGCAGAUGCCACGAUUCUUGUGAACAACGCGCGUGUCACAGCACAGCGGUACUUGAAAACAUACAACGAGGAAAUUCCUUGUGAGCUCCUCAUAAAAAGAGUAUGUGACGUGAAACAGGGAUAUACGCAGCAUGGUGGCUUGCGUCCGUUUGGUGUGAGUUUCAUUUACGCCGGCUGGGACGACAGAUAUGGCUUCCAGUUGUAUACGUCCAACCCUUCAGGCAACUACAGUGGCUGGAAGGCAACGUCGAUCGGUGCGAACAACUCGGCGGCACAGACCUUGUUGAAAAAGGAUUACAAAGAUGAUAUGCUGUUGUCAGAGGCGUGUGAGUUGGCAGUCAAGGUGCUUUCCAAAACCAUGGAUAGUGCAAAUUUGAACAGCGAUAAGUUGGAGUUUGCCACUUUGAGCAAAGGCGACCACGGUGUGAUUAGAAAGGUUUGGGCUGACGCAGAGAUUGAUGCGUUGGUCAAGAGUCUGGGUGUUUUGGACAAGACUGAUGAUGCAUAG